Cherax quadricarinatus is the source of this 4914-nucleotide messenger RNA. RefSeq names its product cleavage and polyadenylation specificity factor subunit 2 (gene Cpsf100). Gene Ontology annotation, molecular function: RNA binding. The record is from RefSeq and is a predicted model, not a curated record. Gene Ontology annotation, cellular component: mRNA cleavage and polyadenylation specificity factor complex. Gene Ontology annotation, biological process: mRNA 3'-end processing by stem-loop binding and cleavage. Lineage: Eukaryota; Metazoa; Arthropoda; Malacostraca; Decapoda; Parastacidae.
GCCCUUAACACCCCCAACACCAACAUCAACAACAAUAACAACAACAACUGCUAUCGCGCUUGUUUCUGUUUCGAGGAAUCAAGAGAUUUAAUGGUUUUCACCAUCUCAUUAUAAUUACAGCAUCAGGAAACAGGAAAAGAAUGACAUCCAUCGUUAAGUUUGAGGGUAUUUGGGGGGUUGGGGAGGAAACUCCACAUUGUUACCUCCUAACUGUCGAUGAUUUCACUUUCCUCCUCGACUGUGGGUGGGAUGAAAAGUUUGACAAGAGUUAUGUCGACCGGCUGGCCAGGGUCCUUCCACGUGUUGACUGUGUUUUGAUCUCAUAUCCUGAUCCCCUACACAUGGGCGCUUUGCCAUACUUGGUAGGAAGGUGCCAGUUGUCAUGCCCAAUAUAUGCUACUAUUCCUGUUUUCAAGAUGGGGCAGAUGUUCAUGUAUGACUGGUUUCAGAGCCACCAUAAUUAUGACUUGGUGGAACACUUCACAUUGGAUGAUGUUGAUUCUGCCUUUGAACUCAUCACGCAAAUCAAGUACAACCAGAGCAUACCAAUGAGAGGAAAAGGAAUAGGCUUGAAUAUUUCUGCCCAGCCUGCUGGUCACAUGAUUGGAGGCUCCAUAUGGAGGAUAUUAAAAGAUGGAGAAGGUGAUAUUGUGUAUGCUGUUGAUUUUAACCACAAGAAAGAACGCCAUUUAGGAGGCUGUGAGUUGGACAAGAUCUCUCGCCCAUCUCUUCUUAUUACUGAUGCUUUUAAUGCUUCCUACAGACAGGAGCGUAGACGUCAUCGUGAUGAAAAACUUGUUGCCCAGCUGCAAGAAACAUGCCGGAAUGGAGGAAAUGUUCUAAUAGCUACUGACACAGGUGGGAGAGUAUUGGAAAUGACACACAUGCUGGAGCAAAUGUGGAGCACGCGAGAGAGUGGAUUAGCUGCAUAUUCACUCUGUAUUCUAUCAAACACUGGAUACCAUGUCAUACAUUUUGCUAAACAGAUGAUUGAGUGGAUGAGCGAGAAGUUAACUAAAGCAUUUGACUCCCUGCGAACAAACCCCUUUAGUUUCAAGCACCUGAAAUUCUGCCAUAAUCUCACUGACCUCAAUCGUCUUCCGUCUCCUAAGGUUGUGUUGGCAAGCUUUCCUGACCUGGAAUGUGGAUAUGCACGAGAGCUGUUUGUACAGUGGGCCACCAACCCCAAGAACACUAUAAUCUUAACUUCACGGACUGGACCAGACACACUGGCUAGACGGCUUAUAGAAAAUCCCCACAUUAGAACUUUUAAACUUCUAGAGAAGAGAAGAAUGAAGUUGGAGGGUCCUGAACUGGAUGAACAUUACCGACAGAAACGAGAAGAAGAGGAACAACACCAAAGAAUCAAAAUGGAAGAGGUUGAAUCAUCAAGUGACAGUGAAGGUGAGGAAGGCCUUGAAGCUGGAAAGCAUGAUAUCAUUGUUUUGCACGAGAAAGCCGGCACCCAAAGCAUGUUUCGCAGUCGCAAACAUCACCCCAUGUUUCCUUACCAUGAAGAUAAGGUAAGAGGAGAUGACUAUGGAGAAUUUAUUAAUCUUGAGGACUUUGACAUAGGAUCCAUGAAGGAAGAAAAUAAAGAGAAUAUUGAUAUACAAAUUACUUAUGAAGACGAGGAUAUUAUGGACAUAGAGGAGGUUCCAUCAAAAUGUGUGGCACAAACAGUGACUGUAAGAGUUGCAGCCCAGGUUCUCUUUAUUGACUUUGAGGGUCGCAGUGAUGGAGAGAGUAUUCGUAAGAUUGUGGAGGCAAUGCACCCACUUCGAGUGAUCCUGGUAAGAGGUUCCCAAACAGACCUACAAGCUUUUGCCGACAAUAUUCGCACCAUGACUCGAGCCAAGGUAUUCACUCCAGCCCUUGGGCAGGUAGUCAAUGCCUCAAUGGAGUCCCACAUUUACCAAAUAAAACUUUCUGAGUCAUUGGUGUCGUCAUUGAUGCUGAUGCCUGCAGGGCGUGACAUGGAAGUUGCCUGGGUUGAUGGCUAUGUUUCUUACCCUACAGAAAACAUUAAUGGGAUGAUAGAAGAGGCUGAUAGACAAGUUAUCGCAAGUGAAAAUCAGCGGGAUGGUGACAUGGCAGUGCUCAACUUGAUUCAUGGGGAACAGGCACCCUCUCACAGUCCUGUCUUCAUCAAUGACAUUCGACUAAGCGAAUUUAAGCAAGUUCUUAGUCGGGCAGGAAUAAGUUCGGAAUUCAAUGCUGGUAUUCUGUGGUGUGCUAAUGGCACUUUAGCUCUCAAAAAACAAGACUCCGGCAGUAUAUCCCUAGAAGGCCCACUGAGUUCUGAUUACUACGAAAUUCGUGAGCUGCUGUAUUCUCAAUAUGCAAUAUUAUAGAAGACAUAUAAUAAUCAUAAUGAAGGACAUGGAAAAAUUGAAGCUUAGAGAUGAACCAUCAGUUGCAGUUAUCAUAGUAUGUAACCACAAGUAUCAAGGCACAAACUCUGUGUAAUAAGGUAUAAAUAAGCUUAUUUAUAUUUGAAAUGAGCCUUUGUAUUUGCUUAUGUACCUGCAUAGCAUACCAGUGAUGCAACAUGUGGCCCAUGAUCAGUUUAUAAAUAUGAGACUUGAGAAUUGUGAACACUGUAACUAGAAGUCUUCUUUUUAUGAGACCUGAAUUUCAGUUUUUUUUUUUUUUUAGGAAGAGAAAGCCAAGAGACAGCCUUACUUUUCUAGGUACAAAUGAAAUUUGGCAUAAAGAAACGCUUGGCUGGAUCAUAUAAGCUUUUAUUGUUUGGAGUCUGAUUUUUACUCCCUACAAGAUACAGUGAAAUCUCUCAUUAAUGAACUAAUGGAGAGGAGGGGGGUGUACGAUAAUGCCAGUUGUCCGCAACUCCUGAAUUAUGAAAUUAAGAUUUCAUGAUCACCCAGUUGUCUUCGUAAGUAGUGGACUUGGUCUAAUGAUGCAGAAGACAACCAGAGACACUAAGAAUACAAGUAUUGUAACUUGUAGUACUACAGUAUAAUACUGUACUAUAUAGUAAUUUUAUAGUAUUCUACACAAUUUGCAGUAAUUUUACUUAGUUUCUCAUGGUGGAGAGAUUGGGUGUAAACUGCACUGAUUGAUAGUAGUAACUCAGAAUGACUGUUUUGAGUCAGGAGUUGUAAAGUUCCUCUUUAUUUGUCCGUACCAGACAAAUGUUGGAGUUAGUGGAUUUGGCCCAGUAUGUACUUCAGAAGACAACUGGGCACUAUCUCUAUGGGCAAAGUGUGGAAUUACAAACUUUUGUCCAUUUUUGUCAGAUAAUUAGAGCACUUAUAUGUUUUUUUUUUUUUUCCGAAAUUUACAAAAUUUGUUAGCGAGAGGUUUUACUGUAAUUUGAAUCAGUUUAUAUUUAACAACACAGGAGAGUAUUCAGCAAAUACUCUUUUAAACAUUUAUUUCCAUAUGCAGAUGAUUUACCAUAUUAAUUGUUUAGGACCAAAAUGUUCAUUACUAGGGUCACAUUCAAAAUGCUAGUCAGCUUGGGUCCUCUUUAGGGUUGAAAGAAAACAUUCUGAAGUUGUGCAGAUAAUGCAGUGAUGGAGAAAGGCAACAUGUGAUGAUGAAAACAUUUGCCUAUACAUUAUAUUUAAAAUAGAAUUAUUUCUUCUUCUUAAUGUGCAAGUUUAUAAUGAAUACAUUAGCUUUGACGACUGGCUUAAUAUAAAACCAGUAUUAAAUUUCCUAUUAAGAGACAUGUUUAUCAGGAGAUACAGCACCCAACACAUUACUGAGCCACUGAGAGCUGCAAUAUUAGCACCCACUUCUAUAUGCAUUACAUUGUAAUUAUGCAGUUCAUAUAUUAUGUACUCCAGUUGAUGAUGAAAUUAACAACACCCACAUCAAAAAAGUUAAAGAGAACUGAAAAUUUAGUGCUAAGCAAAUUCCCUCAUUGUGUAUUUAUUUUUUAUAACUUUACAAGUCAUGGUUUUCAUCAGUGACAGGAUUUCAUUAUUAAGAAAAAAACUUUUGGUCCCAACAGUUAAAUUUCAUCACUUUAUUGUUUUUAGUCAUGGAGAGCUGGAUUUUCCACUGCAAGUUACUCCAAAGAUAUCGAUAUUCCACAAGCUGCAGGAAUGGUCGGAGAAAUGGUCAAAUUCCCUUUGAUUGCUUUGAAUAUGAUCCUAAUAGCUAAAUUCCGAAUACCAGACUGUAAAAAAAAAUUGUCAUAGACUGCCUUAAAAUUUUGGAAACUACCACAUCUUGUAUUGCCUUAGUUGAUGAAACUUUGCUGUACUGUAUACCAUUUUAACAUCAAACAUUAUUUUAAGAUUUAAUUAAAGAUGCAACUCAAACAGGUGAUGUAAAACUAGUUAUAAGGGUUAAAAAUUUUGAUAUAUUUACUCAUAUUUUUAUCGUACUGAUGAGUUGUGAUGAGCAACUUUGUUAAAGGUAGGGAGAGAAAAUGAAGCAUUUGCACUGAGGUUUGAGCAUCAUAAAUUAUAUGUAACAUUGUCAUGACUAACAAAAGAAUAAUUCAUAUGAUUUCUACAUGUUGAUAUAGGCAUUCCAUAUUUUUUAAGCACAGAAAAUUGGUUAUUUUAUUCAUAGAAAGUGCUGCAUCCAUAGGAGUCAUUCAGCACCUAGUUAAUCAGGUUUGAUCUAGGGAAAGGGAAAAGUGGUAGUUACAAUUUUUUGGAUUAAAUCAUUCACUGGCAGAGGCACCCUCCUUUAACCCUUUCAGGGUUUCGGACGAACUAGUACGGCUUACGCACCAGGGUUUUUGACGUACUAGUACGCCUAAAUUCUAGCGCCCUCAAAUCAAGUGAGAGAAAGCUGGUAGGCCUACAUAUGAAAGAAUGGAUCUAUGUGGUCAGUGUGUGCAGUAUAAAAAAAAGUCCUGCAGCACACAGUGCAUAAUCAGAAAAAAAAACUUUGACCGUGUUUUUGGAUUAAAACAGCGACUUUGCACUG